Molecule: messenger RNA, 1750 nt
Organism: Diabrotica virgifera virgifera (western corn rootworm)
Lineage: Eukaryota; Metazoa; Arthropoda; Insecta; Coleoptera; Chrysomelidae
Gene: SF2
Product: serine/arginine-rich splicing factor 1A
Exons: 4
Coding region: 105-803 (232 amino acids)
Cellular component (GO): nucleus; cytoplasm; ribonucleoprotein complex
Molecular function (GO): mRNA binding
Source: RefSeq, a predicted model, not a curated record
AUCUUGUUUCUCUCCGCCCGCCGCCGCUUCGCUUUUCCUGUUGUGUCGGCUUUCUGGUGCAAAACCUACAAAACUUAUCUUACCUUUUAAAAGUUCUUAAGAAAAUGUCUGGUCCCGGUCGUAACGAUUGUAGAAUAUACGUUGGCAAUCUUCCCCCAGAUAUACGCACCAAGGACAUCCAGGAUCUCUUUUACAAAUUCGGAAAGGUAACUUUUGUCGAUCUGAAAAACCGACGCGGUCCGCCAUUUGCAUUUGUCGAAUUCGAGGAUCCAAGAGAUGCAGAUGAUGCUGUCCACGCUAGAGACGGCUACGAUUAUGACGGGUAUAGAUUACGAGUAGAGUUUCCUCGCGGAGGCGGCGGCCAUGGUGGUGGUGGUGGAGGCGGCUUUAGAGGAGGUCGAGGCGGCGAAAGAGGCAGAGGCUCUAGGGGACCACCGGCUAGAAGAUCACAGUUUAGGGUUCUUGUUACAGGCUUACCACCAUCUGGAUCAUGGCAAGACUUAAAAGACCACAUGAGAGAAGCAGGAGAUGUAUGUUUUGCGGAUUCCUUCAAAGAUGGCUCAGGUGUAGUGGAGUUUUUGAGAUAUGAGGACAUGAAAUAUGCCAUCAAGAAGUUAGACGAUUCAAGAUUUAGGUCACAUGAGGGAGAAGUUGCCUACAUCCGCGUGAAAGAAGACAAAGGUGGCAGUGAAAGGAGAUCCGGAGGUAGAUCGAGAAGCCGAUCUUUCUCACCCCGCAACAGGGGCUCGCCGACAUACAGCCCUGUGCAUAGAAGUUUCUCGAGGAGCCGUUCUCGUUCAUAAUUUCCAACCGUGGAUAUUAUGUACGUAUUGUGUUAUUCUAUUAGGCAUUUCCUUGAAGUAUUUUUUUAUGUGCAAAUAUUUCCGUUGAUUAUCGUGAUCUUAGAUUGUAGAAGUUGAUAUUGGCUAAUUGACACUAUGAAUGAUAAAAAUUUAUUUGUAUUCAUUCAUUGAAUGUUAGUUUCCAAUGAAAAUCACCUCCAGAGUAUGAUCCGAGCAGAAAUUUUUUAAUUUCUAAUUUAACUGAACCAAGAUUUACCAAUUGGCUGCAGUAGGACUGAAAAAACAUCUUCAUUGAAAUAUAUUUAGUUCACAAUGCUUUUAAUUGUGACAUUUGGAAUCAUGGCGUAAUAUUCGCCAUCUUAAGAAAACAGAUCUUUCCAUGUCAGACAUUACAUCUAGUAAUUCGAUCUUAUUCUUUGAAAGUACAGAAUUUCUUCUAUUCUAUCUGACUAUUAAUAUAUUUUGAUCGAAAUUUAACAGUAUUUCCGGUUUUAUAAGAUGACAGUAGUAUUUUUCCAAUUUUUUUGGAAAUGCGUAAAAUUUUGCACGAAUAAUUACUUGAAAUUGUUAGGUUAGGUACGAUACUCUUGGAAUUUGCCUAAAAAAUAGAAUAUAGCUUAAGAUAUUGGUAUUGCUAUUAAUGUUUUUUUUAUAUAAUUUCAUUUGUCCAUUUGCCGUUCUGUGUGUUGUACAUUCCGAAUUCUUUUUUUAAUUAAUCACAUGCAAAGAACCAAGGAAGUAAGUAAUAGUGAUUAUUUCUUAGAAGUGUUUUGAAACGUUUCCUUGUUUCUUGGCACUAAUGGAUUCUUCAAACUUAAAUUAAUUGAUUUUUUAAAUACUAUAAGACUCUAGGCACUAAUGUAUAAUUUUUUUUUCUGUCUAUGGUACCUUUGCUGAACCUGUGUAUCAGCGAUGGACGAUUUUGGAAAUAAAAAAGAUAAAACUGA